UUAGAGAAAGAGAGAGAGAGAUAAAUAUGAAAACUGUGCAUUCAAAAUCAAAAGAGGAAAAAUAAAAACCCUAGUUUGAUCCAUUAAAUCUUGAAUGAAAUUGAUGAAUAAAAUCUUUAAAAAGUUAUAGAAAGAUGAAAUUGGUUCAGAUUUGAAUGGAAACCCUAAAAAGAAUCGCAAGAAGAGACUCUAAUUGUUAUCCGAUCCUAUAUCGUCAUUACGUAUUUGCUUUGUCAUUUACAGGAGGUUGAAGAAGAAAAAAAUUAUUAGCAUGAUUGAAGUUUUGAUUUUGAAUUAGGAGGAUAACAGAUUGAAUAUUUUUUGAUCUAGGUUAACUUUUAGGGCUUACAAAAAUGGGAAUAUUAGAUGGGUUUGAAGGAACUGGUAUAGAAGUUGAUUGUAGUGUUGGUACUAUAGUUUGGGUUAGAAGAAGAAAUGGUUCAUGGUGGCCUGGAAAGAUACUUGGUGCUGAUGAACUUGCUGAUUCUCAUCUAAUGUCACCAAGAUCAGGAACUCCUGUCAAACUUCUUGGUAGAGAAGAUGCAAGUGUGGAUUGGUACAAUUUAGAGAAAUCCAAGCGUGUAAAGGCAUUUCGGUGUGGGGAGUUUGAUGAUUGUAUUGAAAAAGCUGAAUCUUCACAGGGUGCUCCCAUAAAGAAAAGAGAGAAAUAUGCACGUCGAGAGGAUGCUAUUCUUCAUGCUCUUGAGCUUGAGAAGCAGCAGUUGGAGAGGAAGCAGCAGAAGUUAGGUAAUGCAAAUAAUGCAAGGACUAAAGUGCACAUUGGUGUGAAGAAAGAGAUGGGUAUUCCUCUGGGGAAGUUAGGUAAUAUUAAUUGCAAACUAUUAAAUCUUAAGUCACAAAAUGGACUGGGCUCGUCUGAGGAGAACACAGAAAAUUCUUUGCAUGCCCAAAAACAUAAAAAUGGGAAACGAUUGAGCUUGCAAAAUGGUAAGUGUGAAACGACACCUCGGGUGGGAGGUUUGCAGGACUUUGAGCAAAGGGCUACCUCAUCAAGUGGGUUUCGAAGUGCAGAAGGUGCCAACUAUGGUAGCAUUAAAAACUCGUUCAGCUUAAAAAGGAAAAGAACACCAGUUGCUGUAAUUGAUGAAUCCCCUGUAAAAAAACACGAUAUGCAUCAUCCUCCUAUUCAAGUACUGCAAAGCAGUGCAAAGCUGCUUGCAUCUAACUCUUUGCAGUCUAAUGGUGGUGCUGCUUCUGAAGAAAAGGAGCGGACAGGAGGGGGUACCCAAGCAAAAAGAAGCCAAUUUGUCUAUCUUUCAGCUGUGCCAAGUGAUAAACAUAGGGAAUUUCCUUCAGAUCAGAUGGAGAUAUCUCCAUCUCAGUUUGAAACAGAAAGCAGUGAUGAUUCGUCCACAGAGGACGACAGUUCUUCUGGCUUAAUAGAAGGGGUGGAAUCUGAUUUUUCUGAGAGAGAUUAUCUAAAUGGAGACAUGGAUGAACAGACAGGUGUUUUUUCAGGUUCUGUCCCCAUUGACACGGGACCAAGACAUUUUGGAAGACUUGUAAAUAAUUACCGAGUUCGGAGGGCAAGCAUGAAUAAUGAGGAUCUAGAGUGGUCUGCAUCUACGACUCACAUGUCUCAUCUUCGUCCUCGUGCCCAAAUCGGUGCUGGUACUUAUGCUGGUGGGGUAUCUAAGUGGCAACUGAAAGGUAAAAGAAAUAGUCGCAAUUUAUCGAAGAGACCCAUGGAAAUGGAUGGAGGUAUUUAUAAUGGAUUAAAUAGAGGCAGUCAGUUUGAAGGUAGGGGAAGGAAUAGUUCAUGUGAAAGGUCUUUGGGGCAGGGCUUCUACCAAGGUGAGGGUGAUUUUAGUUAUGAUUAUGACGGAGGUGAUUUGUUUGACAAGAAUCCAAUUCACAAUCAAGAUUUGGGGUAUGGCAAAAGAUACCAACCAAUGUUGAAAGCAAAAACAGAAGAUAUUGCUUCGGAUGAUGAUUUCGUUUGGGGUAUGGAUGGUCUAUCUCGGGCACCGGUAAAAAGAUACUGGGAUGAGUCAGAAGAGUGUUAUGAUCCGAUAUAUGUUGGCCACCACCAAUUUGGUAGUCGGAGGAAAUCCAAGUUGGUAGAUGUGGAUUUGAUGGUUCAAGCAACAAGUUAUCAAGGAGAGCAUGUCCCACUGGUUUCUCUAAUGAGCAGAUUGAAUGGUAAGGCAAUUAUAGGGCACCCUGUUCAGAUUGAAAUCAUUGGAGACGACUCAACUGAUCUUAUCCUUUCCAGAAAUAAUGAUUUCUAUGAGGAAGCCACAGAAAAGGAUGGCAGUGCAGCACUUACACCUGUUUGGAGGACUGCACGGAGAACCGUGAUGCAUCGAAUCCCACAUCCUCAUCCUUCGAAAGCUUUGGAAAAGAAGUACCCGGAGAAGUUACUCGAAAAAGUAAAUUUGUCCAGUCAAAGAACAGGAAUGUUGUCCUCAAUUGCCACACAGCAGAAACUCAAUAGACUUUCUAAUCAGAAAGGUAUGAACAGGUUGACUAAAGCACAUGAUGAUGAACUUACAACCAUAACAUGCAUUCCCGUGAAACUUGCGUUCAGUAGGUUAACGGAAGCAGUUGGUAGACCUCCGUCUAGAACAGCAAACCCUACUAACGACGAUAUAGAGAGAAGACCAUCAUAACCCCUCAAUGUUAAUUGCUCUGAUGGGUGCAAUAAUCUUGUACUUGGGAUAAUCUUGUACUUCAAUUGCAGUAAGGUGGUGCCAUCAUCUAACUAUUUUAGGUGUCGAUGGUGAGACUUCUAUCUCAUGUGCGUGAAGAAAAGGCAGUUUUAUCCAAAUCAAAGGCACGUGAUUCUUGUGCCGGCAUAUAUCCAAUUUCCUUGGUUGGAUAUUGAGGCUGUUGGGUGAAUUAGGGUUUGCAUGCAGAUGAUAAUGCUAAUCCCUUCAGUUGGGAAUAGCGCCGCCACUCCACACCAAGAACUUGUAAGAGAGCCCAGUCCAAAAAUACCAAUAGUUAUUUUUCUUAUUUCUUUCAUAUAUCUGAAUUCAAAGGGACUUGCUAACUCAUGUAAAGUAGUUUUACUGCAACCUCUUUUUUAGUACAGACUACAGAUUACUUUAAUUAGUUUGUUUAUUGAAAUACACAAGAUAGAGACAACAUUCACAAGAUAUGAAGUUGGCGGUUUUAUUCGUGCCUUCACGUUUUGA
Molecule: messenger RNA, 3161 nt
Organism: Papaver somniferum (opium poppy)
Lineage: Eukaryota; Viridiplantae; Streptophyta; Magnoliopsida; Ranunculales; Papaveraceae
Exons: 3
Coding region: 354-2633 (759 amino acids)
Source: RefSeq, a predicted model, not a curated record